CAGAUCUAAUGACGCAUUUCGUUCGGGGUUCACUCGAUGUCCUAUAAUCGUUAUUAUUGUUGCGAAUGUUGUUAAAUUCGACGGGAUAUAACAAAUAUUUUUAUUAUUCGUAUCGUAUUAUACGAGUAUUUAUUCUGACGUAUUUGGAAUGUGGAAUAAAGAAAUGCAAUAGUCAAAUUUCCAUCCGAGUCUGUUAUUACUCAUUAUUCGCUGGUACAUCAAUUUUACAAAGUACAAAAGCAGACUUGUGAUAAGUUGCUCGGGAUGUAAGGUUAUAUAUUUUGAUGGCAACUUGAUGAUUCUGAGAUUCUUCAGCUGGUCUGACAUGUCAAACCCGGCAGACCGUCAAAAUUAUAUGCAAGAUAGCAGCAGUGACACUGAGACGGAUGGUAAAGAAACCGAUGGGCAUGAACGACACAGAAUUUACAAGAACAAUUUGAGUUGUGGUGGUUCGUCCAAACCAAAAUCUUGUCUGGCACAGAAGGAUGGGAGCAACGAUCGAAACUGCCAUAACUUCGCUACGAACGCACUAAGUGCGAAUCUAGAUCAACGAAACAGAGUCCGAUCUGGAAUAGGGAUGGGGAAGAAUCAGCAAAGCUCUGGACGCGAAGGCAUCUCGAAUUCGGGUUCGACCGUGGGAACGAGUAAUCCACAAGCCAGUGACGAGAGGAUCACCCUCAUUGUUGACAAUUCUAGGUUUAUCGUAGACCCGGCGCUUUUUACGGCACACCCAAACACAAUGCUCGGCCGAAUGUUCAGUUCCGGGAUUGAAUUUGCCCAACCAAACGAGCGUGGCGAGUACGAAGUUGCCGAUGGAAUUUCGACGAUGGUCUUUCGUGCGAUUCUUGAGUAUUACAAAGGCGGCGUUAUUCGUUGUCCUCCGACCGUAACGGUGCAAGAACUGCGAGAAGCCUGCGAUUAUUUGCUCGUUCCCUUCGACGCGAGUACCGUCAAGUGCCAAAAUCUCAGAGGAUUGUUGCACGAGUUGUCGAACGAAGGUGCGCGCUGUCAGUUUGAAGUUUUUCUCGAGGAUUUGAUUUUGCCGCUGAUGGUAAACAGCGCGAGAAGGGGUGACCGCGAAUGCCACAUAGUUGUACUUCUCGAAGACGAUGCCGUUGACUGGGACGAGGAAUACCCGCCGCAAAUGGGCGAGGAAUAUUCUCAGACCGUAAAUAGUACAGCAAUGUACAGAUUUUUCAAGUACAUUGAAAAUCGAGACGUCGCGAAGCAAGUGAUGAAAGAACGAGGGCUGAAGAAAAUACGACUCGGAAUCGAGGGCUAUCCGACGUACAAGGAGAAGGUUAAAAAGCGAGCGGGUGGUCGCGCCGAGGUUAUUUACAAUUACGUGCAACGUCCAUUCAUCCACAUGUCGUGGGAGAAGGAGGAAGCGAAGAGUCGACACGUGGAUUUUCAGUGCGUCAAAUCGAAGUCGGUGACGAAUCUCGCCGAGGCAACGGCAGACCCCGCUCUCGAUGCGGGUGGAAAUCCCAUCAACGCGAUAGCUCUGCUCCAAGGUAACGAGCCUGUUCGAACGCCCGAACCCGCGCUUCAUCACGGCGUCGAUCACGAUCCCGAAGGCGCUGUUCUUUUUCCUGAUCCGGCUCUCCCGAGAUUGUUACCCGACGAAAUUAUAUGAACGCUUUGUUCUCAGUGUCACGAACAAAAGUGUUUGCCGGAUGAACUGCGAAACAAGGAACGAUGUUUGAUUCGUGGAACCUCGUGGGAAUGCGCUUUAUCGCAUUUUCGUAUCGACAAAAAGAGUUUGUGUCUCGCUCCUCGCCAAACCACACUAGCCCAAUGUGAUAGCCAUGCGUAAAUGGCAAUUGCCUUAGAAUACAUAAAACACACAUACACACAUAUACGCUAACGUAUAUCUACGCGUCUUUAAAUUGAAAAGAACGAAAAAGCGACUGAGACGAAACACGAAAAAUGCAUCGAUGUAUUUGUGUGUUUUUUCUAACAUAUUUUUUCCCCACUUUUCGUUGUACAUACUUCGAUGCUUGACGACAUAUCGCUGCAAAAUUGCUCUCCGCUUCGAGAAAACGAGAGUAGUCUUUUCUCCAUUCUCAUUUUAUACGUCAUUAAUAAAUGGUAAUAUUUCGCUUUUCAA
This is a messenger RNA of Venturia canescens, 2110 nucleotides long. RefSeq names its product mrityu (gene mri). Gene Ontology annotation, molecular function: protein binding. The record is from RefSeq and is a predicted model, not a curated record. NCBI's taxonomy places the organism in Eukaryota, Metazoa, Arthropoda, Insecta, Hymenoptera, Ichneumonidae. The transcript is spliced from 7 exons. Gene Ontology annotation, cellular component: cytoplasm. Gene Ontology annotation, biological process: positive regulation of phosphorylation. Bases 296 to 1636 code for a protein of 446 amino acids.